This is a messenger RNA of Jaculus jaculus (lesser Egyptian jerboa), 2003 nucleotides long. RefSeq names its product cytochrome P450 20A1. Gene Ontology annotation, cellular component: membrane. The transcript has 13 exons. Bases 50 to 1438 code for a protein of 462 amino acids. NCBI's taxonomy places the organism in Eukaryota, Metazoa, Chordata, Mammalia, Rodentia, Dipodidae. The record is from RefSeq and is a predicted model, not a curated record. Gene Ontology annotation, molecular function: iron ion binding; monooxygenase activity; heme binding.
CCCAUCCCUCGGGGGGCCGCCGCAGGCCCGCCAGCCGAGGCGCGGCACCAUGCUGGACUUCGCCAUCUUCGCCGUGACCUUCCUGCUGGCGCUGGUGGCCGCCGUGCUGUACCUCUGCCCGGCUUCCAGACAAGCUGCAGGAAUUCCAGGGAUUACACCAACUGAAGAAAAAGAUGGAAAUCUUCCAGACAUUGUGAACAGUGGCAGUUUGCAUGAGUUCCUGGUUAACUUGCAUGAACGGUUCGGGCCUGUGGUCUCUUUCUGGUUUGGCAGGCGCCUCGUGGUCAGCCUGGGCACUGUGGACGCGCUCAAGCAGCACAUCAACCCCAAUAAGACGGCCGACCCUUUUGAAACCAUACUGAAGUCAUUAUUAAGGUAUCAGCCUGGUGAUGGGAGUGUGAAUGAAAACCACCUGAGGAAGAAGUUGUAUGAAAGUGGUGUGACCAAGUCUCUGCAGAGUAAUUUUGCUCUAUUGCUAAAGCUUUCAGAAGAAGUGUUAGACAAGUGGCUUUCCUACCCAGAGUCCCAGCACAUCCCCCUUGGCCAGCACAUGCUUGGUUUUGCUAUGAAGUCUGUUACUCAGCUGGUACUGGGUAGCACAUUUGAAGAUGAACAAGAAGUCAUUCGCUUCCAAAAGAAUCAUGGCACCGUUUGGUCUGAGAUUGGAAAAGGUUUUCUAGAUGGGUCACUUGAUAAAAGUAUGACUCGGAAAAAACAGUAUGAAGAUGCCCUUCUGCAGUUGGAAUCUAGCCUGAAGAAAAUCAUAAAAGAGCGAAAAGGAAAGAACUUCAGUCAGCACACCUUCAUUGACUCCUUAGUCCAGGAAAAGCUUCAUGAUCAACAGAUCCUAGAGGACAGUAUGAUAUUUUCUCUAGCUGGUUGCAUAAUAACUGCAAAGUUGUGUACCUGGGCAAUCUGUUUUCUAACGACCUCUGAAGAAGUUCAGAAGAAGCUAUACCAAGAGUUAGAUCGUGUUCUGGGGAAGGGUCCUAUUACCUCAGAGAAAAUUGAACAGCUCAGAUAUUGUCGGCAAGUGCUUUGUGAAACCGUUCGGACUGCCAAACUGACUCCAGUCUCUGCCCAACUUCAAGAUGCUGAAGGAAGAAUUGACCAAUUUGUUAUUCCUAGAGAGACCCUCAUCCUUUAUGCCCUCGGUGUGGUACUUCAGGAUCCGAACACUUGGCCAUCCCCACACAAGUUUGAUCCAGAUCGCUUUGAUGAUGCAGCAGUGAUGCAAGCAUUCUCCCUGCUUGGCUUUUCAGGCACACGGGAGUGCCCAGAGUUGAGGUUUGCAUACAUUGUGACCACGGUACUUCUAAGUGUAUUGGUCAAGAGACUGCACCUACUUUCUGUGGAGGGACAAAGUUUUGAAACAAAGUAUGAACUGGUCACAUCUUCAAGAGAAGAAGUUUGGAUCACUGUCUCAAAGAGAUACUAACAUUUUAUACAUUUAGAGUCUGUUAACUAGACUAAGGAAAAAUGACUGCCUAUACUGUAUGCUAAAUCCUUUUGUAAUAUUAUGUACUUUAAACAUCUAUUAUUGCUUCAUGAUAUAAAUGUGGACUUUUAUGUAUCAGGUUGUCUUCUGAUAUACAUUUAUACUGUUACUAACAAUGAUAUUAAUAGAUUGGGGGGGGUUCAAGGUAGGGUCUCACUCUAGCCCAUUUGACCUUAAAUUUACUAGUCGCAGGGUGGCCUCAAAUUCAUGGUGAUCCUCCUACCUCUGCCUCGCCAAUGCUGGGAUUAAAGCCGUAUGCCACUAUACCUGGCUAAUUUUAAUAGAAAGGUUUAACUUUAUUUUCAUUUAUAUCAUUUUCCAAGGUGUCAUUUUCAUCUUGUUUUUCUAGUUUGGUUUCUAAAGUGAACAGUCUUAAAGAAAGAUUAUUUUGUACUAGGUGGAUAAUCAUGUUUUCUGAAUAUCCAUAAAAGAAACAUAAUGCUGACUCCUUUUGUAUUUCCAGUAAAUCACCUUAUAGAAAAAUAAAAAGGACUUGCUGUACCUA